AUGGCUGUUGUUCUUAAUUGCAUGAUUUCUCUUGUAAUAUUUUCUUCUCUUAUGUUAAACCCUUGUUAUUGCCUCAACCGUAAAUUGUUUAAAAAUGUUUCUGAAAUUCAAAAUGAUAAUGAUCAAUGGCAAACGGCAAUAGCUACAUGGUAUGGAGCCCCAAAUGGUGCUGGAUCGGAUGGGGGUGCAUGUGGAUAUGUUGAAAGUGUAGAGAAUCCUCCACUUUCUAAAAUGAUAUCAGCUGGAGGUCCAUCUAUUUUCCUUGGCGGGAGAGGAUGUGGUGCUUGUUAUCAGGUGAAAUGCACCGAAAAUAGUGCAUGCUCAGGAAGUCCAGUGAAUGUGGUGAUAACAGAUAAUUGCCCCGAAUGUGAAUCUGCCCAUUUUGAUUUAAGUGGAACUGCCUUUGGUUCCCUUGCAAAUCCAAACCAAGCUGAUAAUCUUCGCAAUGCUGGGAAAAUUAACAUUCGGUACACAAGGGUUGCAUGCUCUUUUGGAAAUUCAAUAGUCUUCACAAUUGAUAAUGGAGCCAACCCAUACUGUUUUGCAACAGAAAUAGAAUAUGAAAAUGGAAAUGGUGACCUAGUUCAAGUUGAAUUGAGCCAAUCAAACACAUGGCAUCCAAUGUUUCGUUCUUGGGGUUCAAGAUGGGCUUUUAACACAGGUUCACCAUUACAAACUCCAUUUUCCAUUAAGCUUGUUGAGACAUUGAGAUUUCAGAUUGGAAAUGGAAAUGGAAGUAACAACACCAUUAUAGCAGAGAAUGUUAUUCCACAAAAUUGGCAACCUGGCCAAGUUUAUCGUUCACUUGUUAAUUUCUAG
Molecule: messenger RNA, 819 nt
Organism: Medicago truncatula (barrel medic)
Lineage: Eukaryota; Viridiplantae; Streptophyta; Magnoliopsida; Fabales; Fabaceae
Product: expansin-B15
Exons: 5
Coding region: 1-819 (272 amino acids)
Biological process (GO): sexual reproduction
Cellular component (GO): extracellular region
Source: RefSeq, a predicted model, not a curated record